Messenger RNA from Erpetoichthys calabaricus (reedfish), 956 nucleotides. Its product is annotated as mast cell protease 1A-like. The coding region runs from base 22 to 771 and encodes 249 amino acids. Gene Ontology annotation, molecular function: serine-type endopeptidase activity. The transcript has 5 exons. Gene Ontology annotation, biological process: proteolysis. Lineage: Eukaryota; Metazoa; Chordata; Cladistia; Polypteriformes; Polypteridae. The record is from RefSeq and is a predicted model, not a curated record.
UGUACAGAAAGAAGCAGAGCCAUGCCUGGAGUGUGCUGGAGUGCCAUCACCGCCAUCUGCCUCGGACUGGCAGGUGUCUGUGGAGACAAGAUCAUUGAUGGGACUGAAGCCCCUCCCCACAGCCGACCCUACAUGGCGUUUUUGAAAAUAGAAAGUUACUUUAAUAAAUACAUCUGUGGAGGGUUCCUUAUUCACCAAGACUUCAUCUUAACAGCAGCCCACUGCGAAGGACAGAAAAUCACUGUGACUCUAGGGGCUCAUAACCUCUCAAGUAAUGAGAUGACCCAGCAGCAGAUACAAGUUCAGGACAUCAUCCCUCAUGAACAAUAUGAUGAGGUGACUUUUGCAAAUGACAUCAUGCUUCUGAAGCUGAACCACAGUGCCAAUCUCACACAUGAAGUAACGACAAUCCGCCUUCCAGAGAGUGGUGAGUCCUUACAGCCUGGUACCUCCUGCUCUGUGGCAGGAUGGGGAAGAAAUGCAACCAAAGGAAGAAUCAGUGAUGUGCUGAGAGAGGUGGAGGUGAAGGUCCAGAAAUACUGUGACUCAACUAAACAGAUAUGUGCAAGAGGCAGUGGGAAAAAGGGAGCUUGUGUCGGAGACUCCGGAGGCCCACUGGUUUGUCUUGGCAGUGGGAACCUCUUCACUGCUGAGGGAAUUGUAUCUUAUGGCCCAGACAAAUGUGAAGAUCCUGACAGUAAUGUCUACACAAAGCUCUCCGAGUAUCGAGACUGGAUCGACCAGAAAAUGGAAGCCAGCAUUUCUGUUUGAGGUGUCUUACAGAACCAGGAAGGUACCACCCCUCGUUCAUUAAGUCAGCUGGGUUCUUGAGCCGCAAGGAUUUUAAAAUAUAGUGCACUUUUAUGUUAGCCUUUAGAAUGCUGACACAGACAGGGUGGAUUACUGGGUGAUUUUAUUUGUUCAUCUGCUUACCUGUCUCAAUAAAGUCUUCAUUG